UCCUCCGACCUGAUAGUUCUCUGCACCACCGCUUAUUACUUUUCACACAUCCAACCCAUUUAAUUUUGAUUGUUUGAAAUCAAGAAAAAUGGCGUUGCUUGCCAAGGCAUCAUCCCUAGCUUGCCUGCUUGUUCUGACCUUUCUGGCUCUUGCCUCUAUCAGCCACUCGCACCCCAUCGGGGAGAUCUCCAGAUCUGCGACGUUGCAAGGGCGCAAUCCGGAUCCGAGAAUGAUACCAAGUUCCAAUGAUUUGGUCGGUAAUAUCUUCAAAGGUCUUGGAUUAGACAACUUCGAGAAGCUCAACCAAUGGAAGCAAAACCAAGCUACGGGUCAGAGUAGCAGCAACACGUCUACCAAAGCACAGGACAAUAGCACCCCCGGUGACGACCACACUGCAAAGCAGACGGCCCCGAGUGGCCUGGCGGACCCUGCGAGCGACCCCUCCGGUUUUGUGUCGGGGUUAUUGCAGUUGCUAAGGGAUAGAUUCAAGCAAUCGUUGCAUAGCAGUGAUGAACACACCUUGAACUAGGUGAUCAUGAGUGUGAUGGGACUGUGACAGUUGAUGAUCCAGAUGCUUGGCCUGUCUUCUAUUGCUUUGUUGGUUUUUCUUUUUCUUU
Aspergillus pseudonomiae is the source of this 617-nucleotide messenger RNA. RefSeq lists its product as uncharacterized. Lineage: Eukaryota; Fungi; Ascomycota; Eurotiomycetes; Eurotiales; Aspergillaceae. The transcript has 2 exons. The record is from RefSeq and is a predicted model, not a curated record. The coding region runs from base 89 to 529 and encodes 146 amino acids.